Molecule: messenger RNA, 489 nt
Organism: Coniosporium apollinis CBS 100218
Lineage: Eukaryota; Fungi; Ascomycota; Dothideomycetes
Exons: 1
Coding region: 1-489 (162 amino acids)
Source: RefSeq, a predicted model, not a curated record
AUGAACCUUAGCAACUGCCCCUCCAAGCUCGGUAUCGAAGGCUGGGAGACCAAGUGCGACUUCUGCCCCUACUGCAUCGGCGCUCCAGACUUGUCGACCUACCGCCUCGUCGGCAACGACCGCAGCCCCAGCAUCGGCGGCCUAUCUCGCUCGCCUUCUCUCUCAAUGUCUCUUAGCAGCACCCGGCGGGACAGCAGAAGGGGCAGUCUGGCGCGCUCGGACAGCUCCACAAGCGUCACGGGCGUGAUGCUCGCAGCCGGAGAGAAGAACAGAGCUCUGAACGCACGUCUGGAUGCCUAUCUUGCUAGCUGUCCCGAGAAGAUCAUUAAGGCGGAGGGCGAGGACCCGGACGCUCAGCCACCCAGUCCAGUCAGUGACGGCGAGAACGGACAAGUCAGUGUCGCGCAGAAGGAUGCGAGCGGCAGUAUGUUCGGGAAGAGCUGGAAGAAGGGCAAGCGGUUCAGCAAGGGGUUCUUCAAGGGAGGCUGA